Parasteatoda tepidariorum (common house spider) is the source of this 429-nucleotide messenger RNA. RefSeq names its product protein FAM200C-like. The record is from RefSeq and is a predicted model, not a curated record. Lineage: Eukaryota; Metazoa; Arthropoda; Arachnida; Araneae; Theridiidae.
AUGAACAUUAUCAAGGCUAAGGGAAUCAUAUCUUCAUUCAUUGCCAAGUUUGAUAUAUACAAGUCAAACAUUGGUCGCAAAGAGCUAAUGCAAUUCCCAGCUCUUGAAAAGUGUUCAACAGCAGAUAUCGAGAUUCUCGAAAAUAAAAUCCUGAUUUUUACUGAUCACCUUGAUCAGUUAAAAACUGAUGUGGAAUCAAGAUUUAAAGAUUCGGUGAAAUUAGAAAUUCCGGAUUGGAUUUUCGAUCCUUUCUCUUUUGAAAAUGUGGAUAAGCUCACUUCCUCUUUGCAGACAGAGUUUUUAGAUUUGAAGUAUGACUGUGAGGCUAAAGUAGUCUUUAAAAAAUACGGUUACAAGUUAGCUUGGGUAAAGCUUAUGGACACUUACAAACUGAGAAGCUCCUCAUCUCGUUCCCAUCAACAUAUUUAG